AUGAAGAUCAGCACUGAUGUUAAAAAGGGUCGAAAAGUGGAGAUCAAAUCAUGGAAAAGCCCUGAUGAUCCAUCUGAUGGUAACUUUUCUCUUGGUAUUGAACCUUUCAAUAUCCUAGAGGUCGUCAUUUGGAACAAUAAUGAGCUCUAUUUUCGGAGUGAACCAUGGAAUGGGAAUAUGUUUCUUGGCUUAAUGCUUCCGACCACCGUUGAUAUUGAUGGGUUUUCUGUUGUUGCAGAUAAUCAACAACAAACGUUUUACAUGGCUUAUGAAUUUUCUAGUGACUCUAUGUUGAUAUACUUUAAAUUAGAUUCUCAAGGAAAAUUCAUUGAAUGGAGAUGGGAUGCGGGGAAAGGGAACUGGACAAACAGGUACUCUAUUUAUCUUACAGAUUGUGAUGUUUAUGGGAAGUGUGGGGCAUUUGGGAUAUUCGAUUCAACGAAACGACCCAUUUGCAGUUGCUUAGAAGGGUUUAAGGCUAGGAAUAUAGAGGAAUGGAGUAGAGGUAAUUGGAGCAGUGGGUGUUUUAGGACUACCCCUUUGCAGUGCCAAAGGGAUAACAACAAUGGGAGUGGAGCAGGCCAAGGUGAUGAUGGAUUUUUGGAGAUGAAGAUGAUGAAAGUACCAGCAUUUCCGGACCGGUCAUCAAUAAUUAACAGGGACUGCAAAGAUCAAUGCAUGGAUUUCGUGGGCUAG
Gossypium raimondii (Peruvian cotton) is the source of this 696-nucleotide messenger RNA. Its product is annotated as G-type lectin S-receptor-like serine/threonine-protein kinase At1g11330. Gene Ontology annotation, biological process: recognition of pollen. NCBI's taxonomy places the organism in Eukaryota, Viridiplantae, Streptophyta, Magnoliopsida, Malvales, Malvaceae. The transcript has a single exon. The coding region runs from base 1 to 696 and encodes 231 amino acids. The record is from RefSeq and is a predicted model, not a curated record.